Molecule: messenger RNA, 1476 nt
Organism: Geodia barretti
Lineage: Eukaryota; Metazoa; Porifera; Demospongiae; Tetractinellida; Geodiidae
Source: the annotation of a GenBank genome assembly
UUGCCGGGCAAUGUCGUCGAUGCUGCAGACGUUCGCAGUGGUAUUUCUCUUCUGGUUCAUCCUCUUCUUGUGGACCGCGGGCUCCGUCGGUACCGCCUGCUGAGCUCCGUUUACGGCCCUCGACUGGAGGAAUGGGGCGUGUCCUUGUCGUUUGCUCACGUGCGCUGCUACACAACCAAGUUCAACAGGUUCUUCCAGAAGGCGGGGACGUGGAGCAAGCACGUGAGCAGACUGUGGUUCACGGUCGGUGCUCUAGCUGGCGUCGUCCUCAUGUUUUCCUCAAUCAUCGUCCUAAUCUUCACCCUCUUCCAAUCCCUCAACCUCUACCAGGACACUCGACCCGUCCUCACUCCAGUAAUGCCAGGGGUUAACCUUCCCUGGAGAGACCUCUCCUACUACGUGGUCACUCUCGUAGUGUGCGGAGUGUUUCACGAGGCCGGCCACGCUUUUGCCGCCUCGCUGGAGCAAGUCAGGGUCAACGGGUUCGGUAUCUUUGUCAUGUUUCUCUACCCGGGUGCGUUUGUUGACUUACACUCUGAUCACCUCGCCGUCAUAUCCCCAAAGAGACAGUUGAGGAUCUACUGUGCCGGUGUGUGGCACAAUGUGAUUCUAGUCCUCUUCUCCAUACUCCUAUUAUGGGCUCUGCCCCUCCUAUUAGCGCCUCUGUAUACGACCGGUGUGGGUGCAUAUGUGACAUCCGUGGAGGGAGAUUCAGUUCUAAGUGACAAACUGAAAGCGGGGGAGAUCAUCACUAAGAUGAACGGGUGCCUUGUACACAGUACUCCAGACUGGUUCCAGUGUAUCGAGGAACUCGGGAACAAGAACCAGCCCGGAUACUGUCUGUUUUCAGAGCUACUCGACCGACAGGAGAGGUUCUUUCUUAACCAGACCACUCUGCUAGAAGACGGGGGAAGGGAGUGCUGCGACAAGGACACCCAGUCGGACAUUUGUUUCCAGGUCUUCCCUACAAAGGGGCGACCCUCAAUUUUCCACUGUCUGACGGCCCGUACAGUGAGCGCUAGAGAGCCUUGCCAACACUCCAGAGACUGCACUGGAGUUUUAGACUUUGCCUGCGCUUUUCCAGCAAUCUCUCCGGAAUCUCGUCUCGUUCGCAUCUCCCACAGCGAAGGGCCGGAUGUCUUAUUCCUAGGUGACCCUCGAUCUCUCCCCUUCUCUCUCUCAACUUCCAGCUACAUCCCCAGCUCCUCCCUCUCCCCCUCCUGGCUUCCGGAGCUCCUUCAGAAUCUACUCAUGUACCUCGUGUCAUUCUCGAGUGCACUGGCUCUCCUCAACAUGGUCCCGGCCUACUAUCUCGACGGGCAGUGGACGCUCACAGCUCUGGUGGAGCUCUGCUGCGAGAGCCACUUGCAGGAGAAGACACGUCGACAGAUCUGUGGAGUGGUUCUAGUGACGGGGAGUGUUUUGAUGGUUGUCAAUAUUGCCAUUGCUCUCUGGACCCUCUCUAUGUGGUCUUGA